This is a messenger RNA of Prorocentrum cordatum, 336 nucleotides long. Lineage: Eukaryota; Dinophyceae; Prorocentrales; Prorocentraceae. The record is from the annotation of a GenBank genome assembly.
AUGGUGCCAGCCGCCGCGCGGGCGCAGCGGGGCGCGGCGCCAGGCCUCGUCGAGGCGCUGCCCCUGGUGCCCUAUCGGGACGACGGGCGGGAGGCCAGCUGCGCGGUGUGCCUCGACGAGUUCGCCGGGGAACAGCAUGUGCGACAACUGCCAUGCGGUCACAGAUUCCACGCGCCGUGCAUCGACCAGUGGUUGGCCAGGAGCACACGGUGUCCGCUGUGCUCCCGCGACGUUGCGCCGCUCGCCACGUGCUGCGGCCGGGCUGCCAGCACCAGCAGCGACGCCCCGGUGCGGCGCAGGAGGUGGCAGCUCCAGGCCCACCAGUCGCAGGUGUGA